AUGAUUGCAUCACCCUUCACCUCGCUUGCAGCAUUUAAAAACAAAAUAGAAUAUGAGCUUAAUGGAAAUCACACAAGCGAUAAAAAUCUUCGUCACAAUUUGCGCUCAGGCAUUAAUGAAUUGCGAUGCUUACAAGGCCAUUUGGACAGGGAAUGUUUGUUCCAACUUAUCGCCUGUCCCAAUGAUGGUUGCACAGAGAAAGUUACGAGAAACGAACUUAAAGGGCACGAACAAACUUGUACAAAAAGGGGAGUCAAUCAAGAGCUCAAAAUCAAAAAGUUGGAAUCACUGGUAAACCAAUUAACUGAAAGAUUGAGCAUAUGUGAGAAUCAAAUGCAAGAUUCGUAUCGCUUGAUUGCAAAUUUAAAUGGUCAGAUCAUAUCUUUGAAAUCUCCAACUAAAACGAAAUUGGUUGGCUACUAUCAAUGGAACAUAACAGAUUAUUCCCGUAAAUGUUCUAAAGGAAGAAUUGGGAGCUGUCCUUUUGUAACGUUGAACGGAUAUAACUGUUUACUUCACGCCGAAUGGACCGGCAAAGAUAAAACACAAUUUGGAUUAUUUUUUGGUCUUCUUGUUGGUGAAAGAGACGAUGACCUUGUUUGGCCUUUUAACAUGAAAGUUUCAUUUGAAUGCUGCAGCAUGGAUAAUGAAAAACGCGUUCAUAGUCUGGAUAGAUCCACGGCUAAUGACGAUACCUGGGGAAAAAGACCUACUAAAAGGUCCGGAGAUAAAGGGUGGGGCUUUCCAAAGUUUUUAUCACAACCAGACAUUCAUAAGUUUAUCAUAAACAAUGCCAUAGUCAUAAAUUGUUACAUCGAAACAAUAAAUUAAAAUAUUAUGGUGGUUUUGAUUUAUUCUUCCAAUAAAAGAUAUGCAAUGAGAAAAUUCAGAAAAGAUGUCUGUCAAAGUAGUCAUUAUCUUAGGAGUUGUUGACAUGAAAAAAAUAUAUCUCUUGGUGAUUUUUUGUCUUUUUAUUUUUAAAAUUGUCGUUAUAAUUACAAAUUUAUUGACCUUUCGCGUGUAAAGGAAGAUAAAAGUCUCUUUAAGCGUCGUGUGAAUCAUUUUUUGGAAAUAUACAGAUAGAUAUAUUUUUGGUAAACAAGGUUAGGAAUCGUUAAGAACGUUAAUGUAAAUCAAAAACCAGA
This is a messenger RNA of Hydractinia symbiolongicarpus, 1145 nucleotides long. RefSeq lists its product as uncharacterized. NCBI's taxonomy places the organism in Eukaryota, Metazoa, Cnidaria, Hydrozoa, Anthoathecata, Hydractiniidae. The record is from RefSeq and is a predicted model, not a curated record. Gene Ontology annotation, molecular function: protein binding; zinc ion binding. The transcript is spliced from 4 exons. The coding region runs from base 1 to 831 and encodes 276 amino acids.